This is a messenger RNA of Xyrichtys novacula (pearly razorfish), 20502 nucleotides long. The record is from the annotation of a GenBank genome assembly. Lineage: Eukaryota; Metazoa; Chordata; Actinopteri; Labriformes; Labridae.
ACGAUAUUGACGUUGAUCCUGCUGGGUGAUCCCAACUUCCGGUGAAAGAGGAGAAGUGUUUCACACGAUUACUCUGACAAGGCCUAUCGUAGCUGACCCGUCGGUACUUGACGGGCUUUCGGUAGACGCUAUGACACUGUGAAUCUCCAUCAGGACAUCUAACUGAUUCUAAAAAGACACUCGGCGACGUCUCCGUGGAUGUCGAUCUGACCGAAGAGCGCAUCGUCAGGGCCGCGGGUUCAAACGUUAUUACCCGGGACUGUGGUGAGCUAGUGGGGCUAGCUUAAAGACGCAGCUAGCUUUUCGCCAACCAAGCACCUCUAAAUUAGACUCUGGUGUCUGUUUCAAGAUGUCAACGGCGGGGUUUAACCCUCAGAAUGGGACGGGGACGGGACAGGCGUACGCGAAUGGUGAGUAAAUAUGAGAAAUGAAGCUCGAUUUAGGCGUUUGUGAAGUCUGGAGCUGACAUUAGCAGCAGUUUUUUUGGUUCACCGUUAGCCUCUGAGCUGUCUCACUAACUUUAAGGAACAGUCAACUGUCAGAUAACGUUCCUGUGGUUAAUCUCGACUGUUGCCUAAACCCUAAUCCAAAACCAAAACCAUAUUAACCUGUCCUGUUGUUGAACUUAGUUUGGGUUGUGGAGUUGGCAGACCAACAGGUGGAUAAAUAUGAUAGUAUGUUUUAAUUGAUAGUCUGCCUCCUCACUGUUCACUCUGCUCCGUCUGCAUCAAUUUUAUUACCAUCAAACGAACUUUAACUUGAGUCUGCGCACCAAACUCUUACUAAACUAUUGUGCAGUGAUGUUAUUCUGAGCCCUAUGAUCUGCUCGGGGCAUGUUUUCGUUUAUCGUUUUGACUGUACAUGUGGCAUAUUGGGAUUGAUCCAGAUUUGUUACUGCAGAACUUUCUCCAGCUUCAGGCGCAGACAAGGAAGGGUGUGAGACUUCACGAUAACUCAUAUUUCUAUCACGUUAUGAUGAAUGUUAAAGGAGAUGACAGAAGCCCCCCCUGUAGCUUUUGAUCGAUGUCUUUGAGGGAAACCUGGAGUUCAGUUCAGACUUAGCAACUGCAGCACCAGGUUUUACGGCUCUGGUGGUUUGCUGAAGUUGUAGACAAACUUCUCAACACAAUAACAUUCCCUCCUACUCUUUUUACACCUAUGUCUUUAAUCAGACAGACCACUAAAUGACAUUACUGUUACUCUGCUUUUUGUGUGCUUAAUGCAAUAUUGAUGAAAACAUGCCAUCGAUAUUCUUGUAAAUAUCUUGUUCUUGUAGGAUGUGUUAUGUAUAGGGCUGGGCGAUAAAACGAUAAUGAUAUAUAUUGAAAAUUAAUUUCCCUCAAUAUAAACGUGAUCAGUAUCCCUUACAAUAGUUGGCAUUCUGUCAUGUUUUGGUAGACUAUACAAAUAGCAGAUGAAAAGAGGAAUUGCUCUGAUCAUGUGCUGAAUUAGAACCAAGUAGCAAACAACUUCGUAGUAGCAGGCUGCAACUACACGCAACCAAUUCUUAACACGUGAAGCCGACAGCACUGUCUGUGAGAAAAAAAUAAAAAGAGUGCUAUGGCAGAAAUGCAGAUGAAGGCUCAACAGAUGAUGACAUUGUCAACAACGCUGGCACGAAAAUGCUGGUGGUGUGGAGGUAUUUUCAGCUCCAGGUUUUACUGCUCUGGUGGUUUGCUGAAGUUGUAGAUAGAGGGGUUUGCAAACUUCUCAACACAAUAUCAUUCCCUCCUACUCUUUUUACCCAUAUGUUUUGAAUCAGAUAGACCACUAAAUGACAUUAUUAUUGCACUGCUUUUGUGAUGAUUUUGUGAUCAUGAAAAAAAUGCAUCAUUGAUGAGAUCAUGCCAUCAAAGCUGGACAGAAUGUGUUUUUAACACAAUUCUUGUAAAUCUAUUGUUCUCGUAGGAUAUUUUAUGUAUUUUUGCAUUUCAAGAGUUGAACAUUUUUACUUAGUGCAUAUAUUACAAUAAUAGACAACAGCAUGCACAACUAUAGCAAUCUGAUAAUUUACAAGCAUUUUCUUCAAGAUGACUUUCCUUCCCUCACUCAUGUCCCUGUCACUAUUUGCUUGAUUGACUUAAUCAAUGAGGCCGAUAGUUGUCUUAGGUCUUCACUAAUACUCACCAGUGAGGUUGAUUAUACUCUGCUCUGAACUGCUUAACUGACAGUAUGGGAUUGAUAUUAUUAAGAUGACCUGGUAAUGAUUGUAUUAUGUCAAAUAUUCAGGAUUCCAAACCUGGCUUUUAAAGGUCCUCUAUGUUCUCAUUUGGUUUACUCUGUUAAAUCAGAUAUUUAUGUUUCUAAACUCUAAACAAACAUGGUUUGAUUUCAUGAUUUACCAGGAGACUCUCUCUGAUUGGACACCAGCUAUAAUCUUUGGUUCUUAAAAGUUCCCUGCUUACAGGAAGGGAAGAGAUUUGAGGUGGAUUAUGUUCCUUCAUUUAUCUUUGCCCAUUCAAAAGAGUUGUUUUCUAAUCCCUUCUCACUCUGCUGACUUGGCUCUGCCUCCAGUUCGGUAGUAAAGGACUAAGUGGAUAGAAGUAAGUGAAUCUGUUGGCAUUAGGUAACACUUUGAGGUGCAGGUUUCUACUAUCAGAGUAUUGUUUUUAAAAAUGUAUUACAUAUAUUUAUAUGUAUUGCCAUUCUGACCCAGUUUUGUCAUUUAAUCUUGUACCAAACAAUACUCCAAAAAGUGUCAGUCUCACAGUAAUUAUCUGUUAUUAUGGCACCCUAAGCCGUCUUGAUAAUGGCAGUUCGCAUUUAGAAAGAUGCACCAGAAAAGCCCCCACAUCUAAGUUCAGUAUUUGCAAAAUAUACAAGAAGAAUUUUGAAGAGUGCAAAGAGUUUGUGUUGUCUCGAUAUGACUGUUCAGUGAGAUGAGACUUUGCUCAGAGCCUCACACUCGCUGUCCCUGAGAGCAGAUCAUGGUGAAUUAGAUCCAGGUAAAGAGAUUAGACCCUGGCCUGUCAGCUCAUUGGUCGUUUGGUGGCUCUGUCUGAGAGGUUUCACUCAGUGUUGUCACUGCGAGUACUCUGCCAUCUGUUUUUCAUUUAACUUUUUGAACUGUGCCUCAGGUUUAAACCCAAGGAUUUCCCUUUCCAGAAGGAAGACGGCUGAGUCUGACGCUAACGCUGGCACUAAAACAUAUCUCUAUUAUCUGUGUGGGAAUCUAAUGUUUGGGCUGCUAAAUUUUACGACCUCCAUGAAUGUUCUGGUCAAGCGUGAUAUGACAGUAAACUUGUGAAAAUUGACAUAUCUCAUAUGCAAAAAAAACAAACUCAACAGCCAAUUUUCUUCUUACCACCGUAAAGCUACUGAGGUGUAGUGAAGGCCUGAAAGAGCAUGAGUGUUAUUGUGGUGGCUGUAUAUUUGGUUUGUUUUUCAAAGCAACAUGUUAUCACUAGACAAACAUGGACCUGUUGGAUCUCAAACAUGCUUUUUUUUUUGUCUCGUCUCCAGGUCCAACACAGAAUCCAGUCGCUCUACAGCAGCUGCCUGGAGUCAACUAUGGCAUGACUCAUCAACCCACCUACAAUCCAAUGCAGGCCAAAGCCCCCGCACCCCCUGGCCCUGGACUCUAUCCCACUGGGCCAUACCAACCUGUUCCCCCAGUCAGCUCUUACCAGCCUGGCCCACCACCCACUUCAUACCCACCUCCCCUGGGCCAGCCUCUGUUAGCCAGACCGCAAAUGACAGGUCCUCCAUCCCACACCCCUCCCCAGUCUGCCAGCCCAAGUCCUGGUCCCAGGCUGCCCCCUGCACAAGCCACACCUCCCCCUCCUGCUGUGUCGUCUAGUAGCUACUACCAAAACCCUCAGCUGCCACAGCCUCUUGCGCCAACAUGGCAGUACAACACAGCCCCCCCGCCGAUGGGGCCACCCACUUCCAUGAACACACCUCCUCGUGGCCUUCCAGCGAACCAUGUGAGCCCCGCUACGAGCUCGACAGCACCGCCGCCACCGCCGCCAAUGUCAUCAGCAGCUUACAGCUCAGCACCACCGGCCCACAUGUCUCAUACUGCCGCCCAGCCCCCAGGCCCAGGGAUUCCCCCCACGUCUCUGCACGGAUACACACAGCCAGGUAUGACCACAAGAGUGCCAUUAAAGGUGUAUUUAUCCCACAGAGAAGACAUGGUAUCAGCACUCCCUGAUAUCACUCAUCCUUUGGACUUCUCUAAAACUGGACCCUGAACUUUAGCAAACGAAUCCUUUUUCCUCUAUCACUUAAUCACUGGAGGAAAAAAACAAAGACCCCUUACACCUCUUUUUGGACAACACACACCACUGUUUCUCUCCAGUUACAGGAACACAAUUAUCACGCCCUGUCUCUUUUACCCAUCACUGUCUUCUAACAUCAGCGUGUGCUGCAGAUAUGCGUAUCUAAACACUGAUAUGUUGGAGCUGGACAUUGCCCUCUGCUCCUGCAGAGAACAUGUGGGCUGGUUGCUGCCUUCAGCUCCCUCCCUGGCACACAGACUCAUUCGCUCUGGAUUCGUUCAAAGUUCAAAUAAGAAUUUUAUUGUAUCUAAAGCGUUCUGAUGCCAGGAUAUGAUGUGGCAUUAAGAUCAAAUUGAAAUCCAUGAAAUGAGGAGUUAAAGGGUGACAAUAACAGAGCCGGACAGUCUUCUUGUCAGGUGUAACCCUCUGUUAAAACUGUUAAAAUAGAACAUUAUAAUAGUUAGUUACAUCAGCUUUGAGCGGAGUGUCUGAAUGAUUUGUCAUAGCAUUUUGAAAACCAGCUUUUUUUUUUUUAAAGCAAAUGUACUCGUGCAUGAGAGCAGAGGUCACAUGAUCUCACGGUCAGAUUUGCUUGAUAAAUGACGCUCACAUUCGCAGAGCCUGCCGCAGUCGAGGCCGACCUUUCCCCCAGCGGCACCCUCAGCUGCUAUCUUCCUGAUACAAUGGUGACAGUGAAGGCAGCAGUUAAUCCAGAGAAGUUAUGAGAUCUUUCUGGAGAUAGUUUAUUGCUUUCAAAUGUCAGUCAUAUUACAAGCUGUUCGAAAAUGUCAGACACUUCGCCACCAGCUGUAAAAAUAUGUUGGACAAAUCUGAGCGUUGAACUGCAGUGUGAGCUGUCACAGGUACUCUAUCAGCAAACCAUGUCAGAAUAAAUCCAACAUGUCAUGUUUGAGCGCCGCUUUGAAAUUCAUUAGGAAGUGCAUGACAUGAUGACGUGAAGACGGUUGUUAUUUAGUCUUCAUUACCAGCUUUGUCUCAUUUUCCAUCUUGAUGAAAAGAUAAAUCGCGAUCAAUAGAGAUAAAACUUUCUAUUAUUUUCGCUGUUUAAAGCUCAUCUCAUUGGUCGGUUGGAUGUUAGAGAUUGACAUGUCUCUGUCACUGUCCUGACAUCGGCUGGCUGUGGCUCUGCCGUGCCAUCAGCUGUUGUCACCUCCACUUAGAGCUUAUAAUGUUUCACAUUAGUGUGACUUCACGUCUCUUCUUCAUUAUAUGUGGAAACAGCUUUGACAGGUCGUGUUUCAAAAGCUCCACGAUCGUUGAUGUCAGGACGACUCUGCCUCAGUAACCCUGCAGAUAUUUUGUAAGAGGAAUUAAGUCAUCAGUGAGGAAGGAGGAAUUGAGUUUGUAACGACGAAACGCAAACGGUUCCUGGAUCAAGCUGUUGAAACUUGAGAGUUUUCCGUCUUUUUCACCCUGUGAAGUUGAGAGUGUCAUCGCUGAUUUGUUUGAAGAUGAACAGAGAAUUAAAAUGAUCAUUAAAUCUUUUCUGUUUGUUUUGUAUUCAGGCCCUGCACCUCCGCCCAUGAAUCCUAUGGCUCCCCACACAUACCAACCAAACAGAGGUCCCUAUGGACCCCUACCUACAGGUCCACCACCAACCAUGAAACCUGCACCGCCUCCCACUGGACCCCCAGUAGCCAAUGCCACGCCACCGCCUCCUCCAGAUGGUGAGUUUGCUUGUUUUUUCUCUGUGGGGUAGAAGCUGGUUAAACCAAUUAAAGCAACGAUGCACUAGUUUGUGGCAAAUUAAACAUGUUUAUUUUACCAUUUCUCACUUUCUCAAGCGAUGUAUUUUGAGGAUCUUAAAAUAAAUCCCAAUGGGAAAAAAACUAUUUUCACUCAAACUACACAAAGGGUUCCUAACCAAUAAGGCAGCUCUAACGGUGGUUUCAGUCGAGUGUUUUCUCCUGAUGAGUCUGAAACUGUGAUUUUGUCAAAUGACGAUGAUUCAUCACUUCAGGUCUUUAACUAAAUGUGCUUUUGACAAGCGAGCCAGUUUUCUUGUUCUGAUCAGCUCCCGUUGUUUCCCCCUCAUGCCAGCUCAGUGUGGGGGGGCUGUUGACAGCACCCUCUCCCCCACUGAGUCCGACAACCAGGAGGGCGAUAUUGAAUGUCCAGGUGUGGCCAAAACUGUCAGUAGCUGUUAGAUAAAGUGUCAGUCUUGUCCCCACUGUGCUGUUGUUCAUUGUUUCAAGGGAUGCACUACGUUCUUUUUUUUUUUUUUUUUUUUUAUUUGUUAAAGAAAUUCAUUCUGAAGCUCAUGGAAAUAAGCAGAAAACUAUCCUGUAAUGUUUAGAAAAAUAAGAAAUCUAGUCCACAUGCAUAUGAGCUGAAGUUGCUGCGUGUGUUUGUGCUGCUUGAGUUAAACUUUCUUCAUAUAAGUGCAUCCCUAGGAACUUAUUCCCUCUUGUUAGUGUUCGGGGUGUCCCAAUACGAUGUUAAUAUCGGAUAUCGGUGCGACAUCAGCAAAAUAAAAUGAAUAUUAGGUUAUGUCAGCCUUCAUCCAAAAUCUCCGAUAUCAGCACUCCGAUUCAAGGAGUCCAUUUCAGAAUCCGCUCUAGAGCCCACGUAAUCACAGCAACAGUGUGUACUAAGGUACAAACAAAGUAGCAAGGAGUAAGAGUAAUGUCAGCCGUGUGGCAGUAUUUUUCGUUAAACUCUGAAAAAGAUGUUGCAGCUGAGUGCAAAACUUGUCAUGCACAACUGCGGGCUAAUAUCGGAUCAAUAUAGGUAUCGGCCAAUACUGAAGGCUACAAUAUCAGUAUUGUAUCGGAGGUAAAAAAAAUUGUAUUGGAACACCCCUAGUUAGUACGCCAUCAGUUUCCAGUCAUUCCUUCCCAUCUUGUGUCCAUUUAAACCCCCCCCACAUAGCAGCCGCCAUCAUCCUCAUCAUUCAUGAGUGUUGUUUUGUUUCAGUGCACCCAUGUGUGCAUCUCAUUCUGUCGAUCCAACAGUUACAUGUUCAUCGCCCGUGGAUGAUAAUAAUUCUAAGGAUACUCUCAUCACAUAUGUGUUUCCUUUGAAAACAGGAACUGUUGCUGGCAAUGGCCCCCAAGCACCAAACAGCUACAAUCAUGUUGACAACAAAAUGGGUAAGGGCUUUUUCUGCCACAUGUCAGAUUCUUUCCACAUCAAACACACAUGAAAUCAAGCUCGGGAAAGUCGGGUUUCUUCGCUGCUUCUGUGCCAACAUGCAGGAUACACACAUGUAAUAUUUCACUAAGCUUUUAAAGUAAACUCCCUGCUUCUGGACAGGAUUAUGAACUCUUAUUGGUUCAGUGUGUAGUAUUCAGAGGAGUUUAGUGAGCAUCAUAUUCAAAAGUUUGUUUAAAUCAGUGCCUGACUAUGACAUCUGUCUGUUAUUGUUAACUUGGAAUAAGUCUUUAUAACAACAGAAGAGCCUCUACCAUGUAGGGCCGCCAUCUUGCACUGCUGUGUUUCUACAGAAGCGCAGAACAAACAAGCGACAUACAUGUAUUUGUAUUCAGUGAGUGGCUUUGCCAAAUGCAACAGCUGAAGGACAAAGAGGCUGUUUUUCUUUUUGUUGUGCUGAAGAGUUUUAGUGGAAAAUCUUCAGCAUACGUCUCAUGGAUUGUAGUUUUUUUUUUCUUCAAAGGUUACUUCACCAAUAAGCAGGAAAGUCUUUUCAUCCAGAAACCAACUUCUACUGUAUUUAGAUACAGCUGAAUAUUCCCAUUUCUACACACUUUAAUUUUAAGUUAAUUUUUUUUUCUGAUUUCAAACACACUGUAUUGCAGAAAUCAGGGCCAGCAAAGUCAGGCUGUUUUUUUUUUUCUUGCAUAUAACUGUGUUUUUUUUAAUCCUUCAACUAGGGUUCCUACACAGUUGGAAUUUCCAUACUUUACAUACCCUACAUUUUAGAAUUAUUUUUGGAAAAACCCACUUUUCUAUUUUUAGAAAAUAGUAUUUUAGAGCUGUGGUAAAAGUCUGGAAACAUAAACAUUUUCCCAUACUUUAUUUUUCGUUUUUCAUACUUUUUAAGACCUGGAACUUGAUCAAAUCUAUUUCCAUACCUUCUAUACUUGCGUAGGAACCUUAUUUAAAAGAUGAUUAUUCAGGAAUUGGCAGGUCAUUGAAAUAAUCCACAAAAAAUAGACGGUAAAUAACUAACCAACCCCACUAAACAGUAUUGAUUGGUUAAGCAUUUUAAGCAAAUACAUGUACAGUGUGUUACCGCUCAGUGCCACAGAACUACAUUGAUUUCUACACCUUUUAAAAACAAAAUGAAGCCCAGUGGUUGGCACACUCUUGCAUUUUCUUAUUUUGAAUUAAUCCCCCGUAAACUGCCUCUGUAAUUCCAAGUAAUCCAUAGUUAAAAAUAGUUCCACGAAAAGCAAUGUUUACUCAUACUUGGCGACAAAGCCCAACUGUUUUAAGAGGUUUUGAGACUGAAUCUCCCCCCUGAGGUUGACCUACAUAUUUAUGGCUUGUUUUUGAAGAAUAACAUCAUGCUUAGAGGCCUGAGGCACAGCGUCCCAGAGAGAGCAAGGAUGUGAAAAAUGCGAAGGGAUUAAUGUAAAUGCUGUUUGAUUCUGUUUCUUUUCUUUACCUAAUAAGUCAAGAAAAAGACAAAUGUGACUUUGAGCCACUCUUAAUCCUGUCUCUUGGAUUCGGUUUCUCAUAUCUUUCUUCUUUUCUCCCACAGCUGGCCCACCCCAGCCCGGACCACCUGGUCGGCACUUGGGCCACUACCCCUCUCUCCCCCCUGGGUACCAGAACACCCCGACUCCCCACAGCACUGCACCCCCCACGCUGCCUUACUCUCAAGCACCUCAGCCAUACCAGCAGGUAAGAAGGAAGUCCCAGCGUACACACACACACACACGCUGACGGAGGUGUUUUAAAUCACUCAAUCGCUUUUGAUUUUCUUCGCUCUCAGCCACCUGUUGGCCCAGGGCCAGCCCAGCUGAGCCCAUCCCUGGCAGCCAUGAGCCUCCAGUCCAGCACCCCCGAGGCCCUGAGAGUGGUCAACCUGCUGCAGGAAAGGAAUCUGCUUCCUCCAACCCCCAUCCCUGCCCCCACACCCUGCCUCCAACAAGACCUGCAGAAAGUGAACUGCAACCCAGAGUAAGCCAUGAUGGAUUUUGACUGACUGCAUGUGUCUGCGUCGACUCUCUUCUCUCUGAAUAUGCCAGUACUUGAAACUUUCUCCGUUGUUUUGCAUAAAACAAGUUAUUUCAUGAACGGCGCUGCAUUUAGAAGGUUUCUUUUUUCUCUCUCUCUGUGAAGAACCAGUUGUAGUUUGUGAAAAUUUUACAGUAGAGCAACUAAAGUUUUUGAAUGCUCACGGUCAGUGUUAUGGUAAUGUUGUUCCUGGUAAUAUUUUAAAACUGGUGGCAAAAAGAAAAAGUGGCAAAGAAUGGGUGAAUGUGAUGUGAAAGAGCUUUGAGAAGUCAGAAGACAAGAGCCAGAGCUGUAUAAACAUAGUCCAUCUAACAUUGACUGCAGAAAAUCCACCUUUCUCUUUAAAUUCACUUCCUGAACUUGUAUGUUUGUGUUACUUCACAGGGUUUUUCGGUGUACGCUAACCAGCAUCCCUCAGACCCAGUCUCUGCUCAAUAAAGCCAAGAUGCCUCUGGGUCUGCUGCUCCACCCCUUCAAAGACCUUUCGGUAACAUCUCAGUUCUCUGCGUCAUGUGACAUUUGCAUCCAGUUAACGGGGCUUUUAGCAGUCUGUGAAAUGACAACAUUAUUGAGUCACGCACAUUUUAAAAAAACUGGUUUACAAGGUCAAGAGGAAGUCGGGGAACCUUCGUAAACACAACACUUUCAACCUGAGGGGAAGCACAUUUCCUGGAUUGCUUGUUCUGAACCAGACUCUUCACUGGUUUAAGCGAGAAAGGGACUUAAAACAGGAAAAAUAUUAUGGAUAUAAGGAGGCGGGACUUUCCCCGGGAAAAGUCUUCCCCGGGAUGUGUCUUUUCCCCCCCCGGAAAGUCGCAAAAUUGCAUCGGGCUUGAUGUGUAUAGUCAGGCUCGUCAAAAUUCGAGUAUUUCGUGAUUUCGCGUUCUAUAUUCGCGUCGGCCCCGGUGUGUAAGGACCUUAACUUGUCAAAUGCCCAUGUGAUUAGAAUAAUAUUUAUCUAUUUAUUUAUUUAAACAACACAGGAUUUAAAAUAAUUUCUAACUUAACUUAUUUUUACUUAUUUAUUUUUACUUUUAACUUAUUUAUCAAACAAAAACAAACAACUCAUUAAGUCAACCAGACUGUCUCUGACGGCAGCUUCACAGGCCAUGAAGGUGAAAAUAUAGGAAAGUCUGCUUACUCCUGUCUUAGCAGCCAGUGUGAUAACUUGAAGUAGAGCGCCUUUUUCUGUUAAAGCAGAAUAUGAGGUCAUUGUACUGAGUAUGUCAUCAGAAAUCUCUGAAAAGCCUCUUUCUAAUGAUAAUGUCACUUCAAUAAAUUCACUCCAUAGGACUGUUACUGUUCAAACAUCCAGAAUUCCCUAAAACCCUCUGACAAGAAUUUGACCAAACAGGCCUCUGGGCAAAAACCUGCCAGCGCGAAUUCAUGCUUUCAGCUCUGUUAAUUGAGGACGCAGACGUUGCACAACUCGGACAGCAACAAGAAUGUCUCUAUUGAAAAGGCCAACGACUGCAAACAAGAAAAUGAGUUAAGCAGAGCCUGGAAGCACUCCUCACACAAAGUUUGUUUUGUUCUGUGGUUUUUCUUGCAGCAGCUUCCUGUGGUGACAUCCAGUACCAUCGUCAGGUGUCGAUCCUGCAGAACAUACAUCAAUCCCUUCGUCUCCUUCUUGGACCAGAGGAGGUGGAAGUGUAACUUGUGUUAUCGGGUCAAUGAUGGUAAGGAAGUGCGAGGAAGUGAUGAAAGAGCGUACUGAGUGUCCUCUUUGGUGUGUCCUAGCAACAAAAUGGUACAACUGGUACUUAAAGUUUUGAAUGAAGUGAGAAAUCUGUUAAUUCUCUUCUAUUUGAAGUUAUUCUUAUGUUAAGAAACAGUCACAAACAGCUUUUUUGUGUGUGUGGGGGGGUGAUUUUAGCCUUUUUAUGACAGAACAGAGUGAAAUAGAGAGGGAGAAAGAGAGGGGGAGGAAGUGCAGCACAUGGCCGAGGCUGGAUUCGAGCCCAUGGCGGCUGCGGGGACCAUGGUCCUCGGCUAACUGCGCCGCCCAGCUAUUUUUAUUUUUUUUGUAUUAUUUUUAUUUUUAUUUUUAUUAAUUUAUUUAUGUAAUAAUAUUUUUUUAUUUAUUAAUAUUUAUUUUUUAUUUAUUUUAUUAUUAUUAUUGUUACUAUUAUUGUUAUUAUUAUUGUUAUUCAUUUAUUUAUUAAUAUUUGUUUAUUUAUUUAUAAUUAUUUAUUUAUUUUUUAUUAUUAUUUAUUAUUGUUAUUAUUAUUUAUUUAUUUUUAUUUAUUUGAUUAUAAUUAUUAAGGUUAUGUUAACAUUGACAUCUGAUAUUUUCCAUUUACCUUCAUUCUUUUUAAUGGUAUUUCCUCUAAGCAUAACCAUGUAAGUCUAGACCUUAGUAUAGACAAGGUGUACAACCGUAACUCAAGAUUAAUGAUCGUCUUUGUCACAAACUCCUACAAACAGGCGAUGAAAUGCAGAAAGGAUGAGUCAUAAAAACACUCAAGUAGACGGAAAAAAGAGCUGUAGAAAAUGUAAAACUGUGGAAAUAACAAAACAUACAUGUCAUUUGUCGUGUGUAUCUGUUUGUAGUUCCAGAGGAGUUUAUGUACAACCCCGUCAGCAAAUCAUACGGAGAGCCACACAAAAGACCCGAAGUCCAGAACGCCACCAUUGAAUUCAUUGCUCCUUCAGAAUACAUGGUGGGUCAUCAUCAGCAUUAUUAACAACAUUAUCGUUCCAGACGAGUGUGCUUAUUUUGUCUGGUGCGUUGGUGUGUUGUGCACAAAUCCUACAGAAAUAAAAGUGUGUGAUCUUGUGUCUUUGACCUUUAAACAAGUUCAAUGUCUUUCCCUCAUCCGUCCAGCUGAGACCACCGCAGCCUGCUGUUUACCUCUUCGUUCUUGACGUAUCCCACAAUGCAGUGGAGACGGGCUACCUGAAUGUGUUCUGCCAGUCGCUGCUGGACAACAUUAAUGCGUAUGUGCUCUCUAAGGCUGUCUAUGCAAAAUCUGUCAGUUCAUUAUUUGAAUAAACUAGAAAUAGAUGACAAACUGAGUCAAAUCAGAACAAGGCUGCUGUAAAUAUCUCCACCAGUGAGUCAUUAUUGAUUUGUUGUAAUAUCAUUAAAUAGAAAUGGUUUAGCCUGGUUCUGCAGGGCUGAAAUCAGUCUUUGUAAAUAAGAUGAAUGAGUGCAAGCUUUAUUUGACCCUGCGCGUCCAUCUCCUAGGCUUCCUGGAGAUUCACGGACAAAGGUAGGCUUCAUCACCUUUGACAGCACCAUCCACUUCUACAACCUCCAGGAGGGACUCUCCCAGCCGCAGAUGCUCAUUGUGUCUGACAUUGAAGGUGAGACGCGGCUGACGGCAAAGUCUGCACACUCACUCCUGCUGCAGUUUGACACCAGCUGCAUGCGCCGCUGUUUCAAAUAAACACAUAAGAAAUCAAAUGUUGACCUCAUAGUAGCUGCAGUUUUAGUCCCACUACUGAAAGGAUUAAAUGAUGUUUACGAAAAUGAUCUUUGUGUCCAUACAGAUAUCUUUUUACCAACACCAGACAGCCUUCUAGUAAACCUCAACGAAUGCAAAGAGGUAAGAAAGUAGUAUGUUCAUUCAAUCACACUGUGUUUUAACCAUAGACUGUAUAUAGAAUGGACGCCGUCUGCCUCCUUGAUGGGUAAAGCAACUCUGAGAACAGCACCCUCUGGUGACGGGCUGCAGUAUAGGUCAUAAAUCCCUCCAGCAAUCCCUAUGGAGUUGUGGACAAACUUUAGAAAUUAAUUACACAGAAUAUAAAUUUUUCACCGCCCUGGUUGCGAUGUUGACAUGUAGUUACUGUAAGACUGGUUUGUGCUCAAGUCCUCUUUUUUUCUGUACAGCUCCAUUUUUAAAAGUUAUUAGGGGGUUCAUGUUUUCUAUGAUUGACUCUUAAAACAGCCUAUGAUCGUAUGAAGAUUGCUUAACUCACCCGGGGAAUACGCUGUUUGAGCCAAGCGUCAUCACAGAGACUCUCCCACCGAAUACGUACACUGCUCGUGCGCCAUUGGUGGUUCCAGGAAGUGGAGAAAGAGUUAUUCGGCUUCAAAUUCGUAUAAUGACAGAAGGCGGGGCCAAGUUGUCCAUAGUAUAUACAGUCUAUGGUUUUAACCCAGAUAAGAAAUUCGGAAACCUUUACUUUGUGUCCUCACCAGAUUUUGUCAUUUAGUUUUCAUUUUCCUCACGCUGAUAAGAAAAAAGUUCAUACAUAGUUAUUUGUAUACUUUUUUCCAGCUUGUUCAAGAUCUGCUGAAGAGCCUGCCAACUUUGUUUGAGAAGACCAUGGAGACCCAGUCCGCCCUGGGCUCAGCUCUGCAAGCCGCCUUCAAGCUGCUGUCGCCGACUGGAGGGCGAAUGUCCGUGUUUCAGACCCAGCUGCCCAACCUGGGUGUGGGGGCGCUCCAGUCCAGAGAGGACCCCAACCAGCGGGCAUCUGCUAAGGUAGGAGCUCUGCUGAUGGGCAUGCUGGACAUUGGCCGGUGUAAAGAUUUGUAACCUGUAGAUGCAUGAAGUGGCUAGAGAACACCAGAUCUCUGGAAUUCUGUCACUUCAUGUUAUGAAUGAACUCUAACUUCGUGUUGGGGAGCUGGUUUAUGUUCUGACUUUAGCUUACAUCGUCCUCCGUGUGUUUCCCUUUAGGACAUCCAGCACUUACCGCCAGCCACAGAUUUCUACAAGAAGCUGGCUCUUGACUGCUCCGGUCAGCAGGUUGCAGUCGACCUGUUCCUGCUCAGCUCUCAGUACUGCGACCUGGCGUCACUCGGUAAGUCCAGUUCAGGCUGUACAGAACAAAUAAUAAAAUAAUUCGAAAACAUCUGGUUGCCUGAACUUGACCUUCGUAUGUCUUUGUGUGCCACAGGCUGCAUAUCCAGAUACUCUGCAGGAAGUGUUUACUACUACCCCUCAUACCACCACCAGCACAACCCUGCUCAGGUGGAGUGUUUCCAGAAGGAUCUAAAGAGAUACCUUACCAGGAAGAUAGGCUUUGAGGCCGUCAUGAGGAUACGCUGCACAAAAGGUGAAUAAUUGACCCGGAUCUGAUUCUGAAAGUUUCCUGUUUUAUAGAUUUUUGGCAGAAUGAAGUUCUUCUUGUGUUCCUUUUAGAAUUUUCUGGUUAUUUCAUGGCCUCAUAAUUGUUGUACCAUUUUUACUGACUUGUCCCCGUCUUUGUCCUCCUGCAGGUCUUUCCAUCCACACGUUCCACGGAAACUUCUUUGUGCGCUCCACAGACUUGCUGUCCCUGCCCAACGUGAACCCAGAUGCCGGCUUUGCAGUUCAAAUGUCCAUCGAGGAAAACUUGGACGACAUGCAAGUUGUCUCCUUCCAGGCUGCGCUGCUUUACACAUCCAGCAAAGGUACCGACGCACACAACUCUUCUGAAAAUUAGGAAUAUUUUCUGUCUCUUUUGUUAAAGCUUCGUUUUUUUAUCGUACAGGAGAGAGAAGGAUCCGGGUCCACACCCUGUGUCUCCCCGUGGUCAAUUCUCUGUCAGACAUCUUCGCUGGGGCUGAUGUUCAGGCUAUCACUGGACUGCUAGCAUGCAUGGGUAAGUGAUACAACACCUGAAAUCCUUUAAAAAGUCUGUCUUUUUAAAUUGAAUGUGCCUGCUCAUGGUGCAAAGUUAAACUGCAUGUGGACCAGGACUGGUUUAAAACAAAGCCUGGCUUUGUUCUCAUCUGCUAAACAAGACUCGGGCAAAGAUCCAGGUGGUGGUUUGAUAAAUUUACGUUUUUGAGCGGCGGAAUUAAAGGGUGAACAUGACAGAAACAGAGCUGAAUAGUUCUCCGCUUUUAGAGAAACAAGAUGUCCUGAUGCUGGACUCGAUUAUUGAAUGUCAUGAUGGAUCAUUUGCUUUUAUUAUCCUCAGAUGUGCUCACAGUGAGAUGAAAUCAAGUCUAAAUUUAAGAUAAAACAGACCUGUGUUUGCUCUGUAUUAUUUAUUGCCUGUGAUAAUCAACGGAUCCUUUUUGACUCGAGAUGAAGAAUUAUUUCAGCUGUUUGGAUCCAUGUUUUCAACAUCUUUGCCUAUCCAAAAAUAUCAAAAAAAUUCAUUAUUUCUGCCCUAAAAGUCUUUCUGAUGGCUUGAUACAAAAUCACUGCAAGCUUUUCAUCCCCUCGGCACUGACAGAUGGAAAUAAGUGGCGACAGCUGUGGUUGCCAAGCAACCAUCGAAUACUAAGCAGUCAGAUCUGUCCUUACUCAUCUCACAUUCAGUCAGAGAACAGACGCUGACAUUUCUCCUCCUUCAAAAAAAACGGUCAAGAGGCAAGCUCAGAAAGGCCACCGCCACUGUUGUUACGGGGCAAAUAAGCCGCAUCUGUUUAAAAGUCGUGAUCAUGAAACAAUCAAACAAAAGUCCUGGAAUCAAAAGUUUGAAUGUACAGUCAUUAAAACCAUACGCCUUUAUAUAUAUAUUAUUUUUUUGAAUAAAAGAGGCUGUCUUGUUUUUAAUGUGCCCGACACGUGUUGGGUUUGAAAAGAUGGGGUACACUUUACUUGAAGCCUAUCUCUAAAACCCAUUAUAAAUACAUGUAUAAUGUGUUACAACCACAUUAUAGCACUGUAUAACUAUAGUUAUAAACACUCAUAAAUGUUCAUAUUGCUUUAUAGCAAUAAUCAUUACACAUUAUAAAGGAUUUUAUCAUGACUUACAAGGUCAGGUAUUAUAAUGUGUCAUGCUUAGUGUUAUUAAGGCUUAUGAUAACUAAUGAGUGCUUAUAAUGAUAGUUACACAAGUUUAUAAGCGAAUUAUAACACAUCAUAAAUAUAUGUUUAUUGCAUUAUCUAUGUGGGCAUUGUCAGUGAGUUGUUAACAGUUAUAACACAUUAUAAUACCUGACCUUGUAAGUCAUGAUAAAAUGCUUUAUAAUGUGUUUUGAUUAUUGCUUUAAAGCAUUAUGAUCAUUUAUGAGUGUUUAUAACUAUAGUUAUAUAGUGCUAUAACAUGAUUAUAACACAUUAUAAAUAUAUUUAUAAUGGGUUAUAGAGAUUGGUAUCAAAUAAAGUGUUACCAAAAGAUGUAAAUUCUGCAGUUAUGUCAUGACUGUGUGUUUAGCUAAACCCUCCUCAUACUACGAGGCGUCAUUUAAGUAAUCGUACAUUUCUCCUGAUCUCUCUUUUCCCUUUCGUUCAUUCGGUGACAGUCUGAAGCACUGAUGAAAUUUUGAUUCACCUCAAUCCCAGCAUGUGCCACUUUAUGUAGGAUUGGUACCAGAUGGUAGCGUCUCUGUUGAUUACAAGAAAAUUGGACAACACUGAAGACUGUUGUGAUGAUAAAAUGCCCUGAAAGAAAAACCUCCUUUCUUUUAACAACUGUUUGUGUCCCCCCUCUCUGCAGCUGUGGACCGCUCUGUGACAGCAAGCCUGAGUGACGCAAGAGACGCCAUGACCAACGCCUCCAUUGACUCUCUGUCGUCGUUCCGACAGUCUGUGCUGACCAUCCAGCAGCCCGGCCUGCUGGCGCCGGCCUGCCUCAGACUCUUCCCCCUCUACAUCCUCGCCCUGCUCAAACAGGUAUGCCUGCAUUAUCGCAAAGCCGGGGAUUUACAUGCGGGAUGAACUCAUGAGUGUCUGAAUAGUAAACAGAUUUUUACUCCCAGGAUCGUGUGUUUGUUUGGUCUGUAUUGAUCCGGUGUCGUGUGUUUGUGUAUUAAUCUGCAGAAAGCCUUCAGGACGGGCACAAGUACCAGGCUGGAUGACCGAGUGUUUGCAAUGUGCCAGCUGAAGUACCAGCCUCUGGCCUACUCCAUGCUGAUGAUCCACCCUGCUCUGUAUCGUAUUGACGACCUGACAGAUGAGGUGAGGAGGGUCAAAUUCACCCGCAGCUCCUGAUACAGAGUUUUGGAGAAUGGCUCGUUUCAAAAAGUUUAGAUAUUUAUCGCGGUGGGCUCAAGUGAAACACUCAUCCCAAUAUUUUUUAUGCCUCUCUGCUUGAAAAUGUCAUUUUCUCUUAUCUUCUGUUUCCUGCCUCUCCAGGGAGCUUUGAACAUCAAUGAGCGGACCAUCCCUCAGCCCAGGCUGCUGCAGCUGUCUGUGGAGAAGCUCAGCAGGGAAGCUGCUUUCCUCAUGGAUGCUGGAACAGUACGAAACUUAGAGCCAUUACUUUUAAAACAGAAGUCGUAAACAAGCUUUAUGAUCAAAACAAAGCUGACGUUGACGUCUCCUGGGGAAAAAUAAUGCUUUUAACUCAAACUUCGCCUGAAUUUCCCAGAAGUGUUUAAAUAUGACAUCUGACUGUAGCUGUAGAGUUUGUGGUGUAAAUUAUGAAUGAAACAUAGCAUCAUAAUGGAGAGAUUUCCUGUCAAACAUAUGAACAUUAACGAGUGUUUUCUGCUGUCCCAAAAGGUGAUGUAUCUUUGGGUUGGACGAAACUGCAACCCCACCUUCCUCACACAAGUCCUGGGAGUCCCAAGCUACGCUGCCGUGCCUGAAAACCUGGUAGGAAACCUCAGUUUUUUUGAGAGUAGAUGGUUGAUGGUCUGAUUUCACUCCUACAGAACUUAUCUACAGUUUAUCACAUCUGUUAAAAUGGAUGAAUCGUUCCCCUGGUGAUAAAAACCUGACAGCGUUUCUCUCUUCUCUCAGUAUUUGCUUCCAGAGCUGGACACUGCCGAAUCUCAGAGAACCAGGGCUUUCAUUGGUUGGCUGAGGGAUCAGAGGCCAUUCUUCCCCUCCCUGCAAGUCAUCAGGUGGGCAGCUGCUGUAAAAUCUACUCAAACGUUUUGGUUUCUGUCUAAUUCGUUGAGAGAGCAACAGAGAACCGAAUUAGAUCUGACUUUAUAACUUCGCUCUUUCAGGGACGAGAGCCAGCGGAAAGCCGGCUUUCUGCAGAACAUGAUCGAGGACCGAACAGAGUCAGCCCUGUCCUACUACGAGUUCCUGCUCCACCUUCAACAGCAAAUCUCCAAAUAAUCUUCAGUGGGACUGUGCAAAUGAGGAGACACUGAAGUGAGGAUGUGCAUCGGUGUGUAUGUGUGUGUGUGUAUGUUAUCUGUGUGUUUCAGUGUGAAAGCGGUGGGAGACGGACUGAAGGAUGCUUCUUGCUCCAUCUCCAGCUCUGGGGCAGCCUGUCUGAGCUGAACUGAUGCUACCUGUUGAUUGGAUGAAACGCUGUGGUGGACAGUGAAAGACUGAGAGUGUCAAAAAAUCCACUCUGAUGCUCAUUUGUCUCUUUUUUUACCCCGCUGGAGCAACACACCAGGAAAAAAAAAAAAAGAAGAUGAAAAUUAUUAUGAUGAUGAUGAUUAAUACGAUGAUGAUUAUAAUGUCAGUUAAUGAAUGAAUCAGUGUUUAUUCUCAGAACAAUGCUUUCUUACUGAGGUAUCGUUCAGAUACUGUCCAGGCUAACGGAUGUGUGAAGUGUCUUUUGUUGAAAAAGCACUGUGGUCUUUACUAAAUGGAGUCAAAGGUGUAUGUAUGUAUGCGUGUAUGUAGGCUUGAGACUUGGUCGAUGAGGAUGUUUAGUAUGUUUGUGCUCAAAGACUGUUAUUGGGUUUCACCCGGAGUAUUUGUACACAGAACAUCUGAGCUUCUAACAACACUCUUAUUAUCGUACCUGACAGAAGGACAGAACAUGUGCUUUUUACUUCUCAGUUGUUAUAAUUGUGUGUCGAACAAAUCCGUAGACUGUCCUCAAAUGUUGAAGCUGUCUGAAGGCGGAUCGACCUCGCCGUCAUCGCUGCCUCGAAUGUGUGGAUUCGGCAGUGUGAAGUUGUUUCAUCGGUCUGAUCUGUCCUUUAAAACUCUGUCAUCUUUUCAGAACACCACUGAUGACGUCCCUGUUCUGUUAAUUUCCUUUCUUUUCUUUCUGAUAAGUAAUAAUUUAUGGGACUCCCAAUCUGAUUAAAUUCUAUAAUUGCCUUGUAUGGGAACUCACUUUUUAUUAUUAAACCUCUGUUCGAAUACAGACUCUAUAUAUGAAAUAUUUUAAUAUAAUAGGAUAUGGGAAAUUCUUUAACAGACAUAACAAAGCCAUUGUGAUCUUUUAGUCAUGCUUAUUGAUACUUGUAUAUUGAAAAGACUGCAUUAUAUAAAGGUGAAGAAAUGCUGGUGAUUUUAGUAAACACAAAGGUGAAAUGACGCUAAGAAAAUAAAAUGUUUGGGACUUUUUAAAUGUAGUUUUGUCUUGUGGUGGGUGAACAGCAGCUGUUUUUACAGUGACGAAGACUACACGACAGAAUAUGGAUGACCGCAGUCAAAACCUCUUUCCUGGACUUAAACUGAUGACAUUUAAUUUGGUCUGAUUUCGUACAGUUUGUAAUUAUGUACAAUAUGAAAAAAAUGUACUUAGGAAGACAUAUAUGAUGAUUUAGUCUUUAUGCACAAGUUUUGUUUUGUUCUUUUUUUCAUAAAAAAUGAUGAAAAAUAAAAUAGUCUGUUUUUGUACGUAGUGACCUACCCGGGUGAAGACUUGGUUCACAUGACUCAGACUUGGGUCAUGAAUGGAAAAUGUGCACUGAUACCAGACCAGGUGAUCCCUCUCCUUUUAAGAAUAGUUAAUUCAUGACAAAAAAAGUUUCUUUGAAGCAAUUACAGUGCCUUAAUUAAUAAGUGUAGUCAUAUUUUGUAUCAUUUUCUAGGUCAAAUUGGCAUUAUUGGCUGCUUAGAGCGUUAGACUUUUUAAUGCAAAUGCUACAAGUAGAUGGGUUACCCGAAAACAGUUUGACCUCACUAAAACUAUCGACUCAGAUGGUUUAUAGUUUUGCAGACCAACUACAAGAUUCAAAAAUAUGUUUUGAAAAAAGUGACUUUUCUUUUUCAUGACAAAAAAUGAUUUGGUUUCAGUGUAACACACAGUAAACCCGUCACAGGAGAGGGGUGUACAGCAAUACCAAAAGACACGGAUGAUAAACCUCAGAUAUCAAUUCAAUAGUGUUACCCCAAGAGGUUCAACCAAAGAGCCGGUCUAGACCAUCAUCUAUUCACAAAGACCCAACGCAAAGAUAGGAUAAGAUGUUAGAUGUGAUGGGUCAAAUCUGUCCUAUCUUUAGGUUGGGUCUUGAUAAUUCAUCUAACAAUGAGCAUGGUCUAGACCUGCUCCUUUUCUUUGGAAAGCGUCUUGGGAUAAUGACUGCUGUGAAAUGACGCUAUAUAAAUUUUGUUGUUGGGUUGAUUGAUUGAUU